Molecule: messenger RNA, 1517 nt
Organism: Macrobrachium nipponense
Lineage: Eukaryota; Metazoa; Arthropoda; Malacostraca; Decapoda; Palaemonidae
Gene: Mon1
Product: vacuolar fusion protein MON1 homolog
Exons: 8
Coding region: 16-1410 (464 amino acids)
Biological process (GO): endosome to lysosome transport via multivesicular body sorting pathway; protein targeting to vacuole
Cellular component (GO): Mon1-Ccz1 complex
Source: RefSeq, a predicted model, not a curated record
UUGCCUAAUACUACUAUGGUUUCUUUAUUAUGUUUUCAGGAGAAUGCACUGACAGGUACAUUGGCAAAUGUGUCAAUAAAUGAAGAAGAGGAGAAAACGGAAUCAGAAGAUACAGCAUUAGAAAGUGACCAUGGUUCAGAGGACAAGGAUGAAAACCUCGACGAAGAAUAUUUGAAAUGCCCAGAGUGGAUACAGAAAGAGAAACACAUAUUUAUUUUAAGUGAAUCUGGAAAGCCAAUUUAUACCAGACAUGGAAAAGAAGAUCGCUUGGUGACUUUAUUUGGUGUAAUGCAAGCGUUAGUGUCUUUUGUAGCAGACAGUGAUGAUGUCAUUCGCUGUAUUAUUGCUGGUGACCAUAAAUUUGUUUUUCUUGUGAAGAGUCCCCUUAUCUUGGUUGCUGUUUCUCACACAGUUGCAAGUGUACCUCAACUUAUAAUGCAGCUUACAUAUGUGCAUAAUCAGAUUGUGAGUGUGCUCACGGCAUCAGCCCUUACUAGAAUGUUUGAAAAGCGAAGAAACUAUGAUUUUCGUCACCUUUUGGGAGGCACAGAGCGAUUGCUAGAUCAUCUGCUGAAUCUCUUGGAUUCACAUCCUUCUUUUCUGUUAGGGGCAAUUCAAUGUCUACCUCUGAAUACUUCAGUCCGAGACACCAUAACUAGUACUAUAAUUCAGUAUUGCUCGAAAAUUAAGAACCUUGUAUUUGGAUUGAUUAUAUGCCAGAACCAGCUCAUAUCCUUGGUGCGUAUGAAAAAGUUCCUGCUUCAUCCAGCUGAUCUACAUCUUCUUUUUAAUCUUGUAAAUGCUACAGAAUCCCUCAAGACAAGCGAAAACUGGAUGCCUAUUUGCUUACCAAAGUUUGAUCCAAAUGGAUAUUUGUAUGGCCAUGUUUCAUAUCUUGCUGAUGAUUGUGAGGCGUGCUUAUUGUUGUUAACUGUUGACAAAGAGCAGUUCUUCACCCUGUCAGAAGCUAAGCAGAAGAUUGUUGAUAGAUUACGGAGACAUCAUUGCCUUGAGGGUAUAAAUACUGCGAUUCGUACAUCUUCAUAUACAGUUAGAACUAUAGGAGCCCCGGAGUUGAGACAUUUUUUGUACAAGUCUAAAACAACUGCACAAUUCACUUGUCCUGAAUUUACGCCUCCGUACCAUACUGAACAAGAGCAAAAGAGACUGUAUGGACUUUAUCAGCUUCUUCAUCACCGUGUGCAUUCUGCAGCCCGUCCUCUAAAAAUGGUAUAUAUGGUCAUGGACACAGAGACUCUUGUUGGAUGGGUAACAAAGGAGUUUGAAUUAUAUGCAGCCCUGGAACCUUUGGUGACCAAGAACAAUGCAAUUGUUUUUGUCAACAAACUUCUGCGUUGGAUAAAAAAUGAGGAAAAUAAGUUAUUUAUACUUAAUUCUCCUACAUUUUAAAUAUUACUUUUUAAGCAUUGAUCUCUUUAUAAUUCCAGCCCUUUUAAUUAUUUACUUACCUGUUUUAUAGGUAUCUAUGUGUAAUAAAAUGUAAUAUAGUUUUAUCA